Ailuropoda melanoleuca (giant panda) is the source of this 1483-nucleotide messenger RNA. RefSeq names its product solute carrier family 38 member 8 (gene SLC38A8). The record is from RefSeq and is a predicted model, not a curated record. Gene Ontology annotation, molecular function: L-amino acid transmembrane transporter activity. The transcript is spliced from 10 exons. Lineage: Eukaryota; Metazoa; Chordata; Mammalia; Carnivora; Ursidae. Gene Ontology annotation, biological process: amino acid transmembrane transport. Gene Ontology annotation, cellular component: membrane. Bases 1 to 1308 code for a protein of 435 amino acids.
AUGGAGGGAUUCAAAGGUGGCCGCCCAGGCCUCCCGGAGAAGCCAGUCCCUGCGGCCGCCAGCCCCACUCUGUCCUCGCUGGGCGCCGUCUUCAUCCUCCUGAAAUCCGCGCUGGGGGCUGGCCUGCUCAACUUCCCCUGGGCCUUCUACAAGGCGGGUGGGGUGGCCCCUGCCUUGCUGGUGGAGCUGGUCUCCUUGGUCUUCCUCAUCAGUGGGCUGGUCAUCCUGGGCUAUGCUGCCUCCGUCAGCGGCCAGGCCACCUACCAGGGUGUGGUUGGAGAGCUGUGCGGCCCCGCCGUCGGGAAGCUGUGUGAGGCCUGCUUCAUCGUCAACCUGCUCAUGAUCUCCGUGGCCUUCCUCAGGGUGAUUGGGGACCAGCUGGAGAAGCUGUGUGACUUCCUGCUGCCCAGCGUCCCGCCGGCCCUGCAGCCCUGGUAUGCCGACCAGCGCUUCACCCUGCCCCUGCUCUCCGCACUGGUCAUCCUGCCCCUGUCCGUCCCGCGGGAGAUCGGUUUCCAGAAAUACACGAGCAUCCUAGGCACCCUGGCCGCCUGCUACCUGGCCCUGGUCAUCGUGGUCCAGUACUACGUCGGGCCCCAAGGCCUCGUUCAGGAGACCCGCCCUGCAUUGAGAGCCUCCUCCUGGACCUCCGUCUUUAGUGUCUUCCCGACCAUCUGCUUUGGAUUCCAGUGUCACGAAGCCGCAGUGUCCAUCUACCGCAGCAUGCGCAACCAGAGCCUCUCCCACUGGGCCCUGGUCUCCGUGCUGGCCCUGCUGGCCUGCUGCCUCAUCUACUCGCUGACAGGGGUUUAUGGCUUCCUGACCUUCGGGACAGAAGUUUCUGCCGACAUCUUGAUGUCCUACCCAGGCAACGAUGUGGUCAUUAUUGUGGCCCGGGCUCUCUUCGGGGUCUCCAUCGUGACCGUCUACCCCAUCGUGCUCUUCCUGGGGAGGUCGGUGAUGCAGGAUUUCUGGAGGAGGAGCUGCUGCCGGGCAGGUGGGCGCGGGGCCCUGGCGGAGCCCUCGGGGCCAUGGGUCCGGGGGCUGCUGACCGUGCUGUGGGUGGCCGUGACGCUGGCCAUGGUCCUGUUCCUGCCCGACCUCAGCGACAUCAUCGGCAUCAUUGGGGGCAUCAGUUCCUUCUUCAUCUUCAUCUUCCCAGGCCUGUGUCUCGUCUGUGCCAUCAGCGUUGAACCCAUGGCUCCACACGUCAAGUGCUGCUUGGAGGCGUGGGGAGUGCUCUCCGUGCUCGUGGGCACCUUCAUCUUCGGGCAGAGCACGGUGGCUGCAGCCUUGGAGCUCUUCUGAGCGGGAGGGGGUCGGCCCGGGUGCUGCCGCCCACGUCCCGCUGUGAGACCUGUCCUUCCAUCAUAAAGAUCCACAGAAACAGAUCCGUCCAGCCUUCUGAGGCUGCUCAUUUGGGCUUCUGUGGGUUCCGAGGGUUUUGGUGCCGUGCUGAGGAGGGUGUUUCGGCGUUCUGGGG